Messenger RNA from Odontomachus brunneus, 2491 nucleotides. Its product is annotated as carboxylesterase 5A-like. Gene Ontology annotation, molecular function: neurexin family protein binding; signaling receptor activity. Gene Ontology annotation, cellular component: cell surface; postsynaptic membrane; synapse. The record is from RefSeq and is a predicted model, not a curated record. The coding region runs from base 795 to 2450 and encodes 551 amino acids. The transcript has 4 exons. Gene Ontology annotation, biological process: postsynaptic membrane assembly; synaptic vesicle endocytosis; chemical synaptic transmission. Lineage: Eukaryota; Metazoa; Arthropoda; Insecta; Hymenoptera; Formicidae.
CGCGUAAUUUGUUCAAUAGAUACAAUAUUUCUUAAGACAGGUGACUGCCGAUUUUGUCAACCCAACUGUUGUUUUUUUAGUGCGUGUUUACACAAAAGCUAUAAAUCCCCACAAGCGAAAUAUGCCGUUUAUAUAUAUUGGUCCCGUUUUUCUACUUUCUCAAGCUAAUACAAAUUUAAUGAGGUACUAAUAAGGAAUAGACAGGUGCAAUCUUAAGACUCGGAUAAAUAUUUACACGUGUACGAGCGAGCGAAAGGUUAAAGGGGGUGUGAUGAUGAGAUUGAGUGCGGGCCUUGGUGCGGUAUACUUUGACCGUCGACGAGAGACCAGCUUAAUCAACUGGAGACUAAACGGCGUCUCUCUUUUGUUUGAAAAGAAAAAAGAAGAAGAACGAUCGCAGUCGCGGAAUUACGCCGACAUGAAAAUCGCGUACGACGAUGAUGACGACGACGACGACCAAGUUGGUCGAUAUAUACACGGCUAGUAAGAGUAGUAUAACAAUAACUAGCGCGCAUGGUAGCACGCGAUCUUCCAGGGUCUGGUCUAAGAUCCCGAGAUACGAGAAAGCCGGUCACGAAAGCUUCCCUCUCUCGCUCGCACUUUACAUUCGCGGCCUCCAACGUUCGCUCCUUUCCUUCUCCUCGUCGUCGGUGGGGAAGUACCACGAAAAUCGUCACAACGUAUGAGUCAUUGCGCGUCUGUAAGAAGCGUGCCGUCGGAUCAUUAUCGUCGUGACAGAAUUACACGGGCGGGGGAUAACAUUUGGGUCGCACCUAAGCUCCCGAUGACAGUUAAUGCGAAUACGGAAAAUCCCAGAGGUGCUUAGUGCAAGCGUGCCAAGGUCGCCACUAAGAAACGAAACAGCGUGUUCGACUCGCGACGCUAGCGCGGAAGACGGCUGUGUUCAGGAAACCGCAGGGGGGGAGGAAUCUCGUACCGGUUCCCGUUAUCGCAAGGAGUUCACAUUCGGCUGGCUGGAAAUAGAAUAUCCAAUAUGUACUUUAUGGAACCGUGCGGACGAACAAUGGCCGGUGAUGGUUUGGUUCCACGGAGGCGAUUUCAACACCGGCACUCCGGCGAUCUGGGAUGCCUCCAUAUUCGCUAGCAGACAAAAGGUGCUAGUGGUGACGGUAGCGUAUCGAUUAAACAUCCUGGGAUUCUUCACGACGACUGACACCGAGGCGUCCGGCAAUUACGGCAUGUUCGAUCAGAUCGCUGCCCUCGACUGGAUCAAGCGUAACAUCGAGUAUUUCAACGGCUCGCCGAACAAUAUUAUCAUCUACGGCCACAGCUCAGGUGCGAUCAGUGUCGGCUUGCACAUACUAAGUCCGUUGAGCCGCGGCAAGUUCUCCAAGGCGAUCGCCAUGAGUGGUGACGCCGUGAACUCUGUCCGCUUGCCAGAAUCCGAGCGCGAGGUCGUGGACAUCAUUACCGAAAAAUUCGGCUGCGACAGACGGCCGACCAGCCAGCUAAUGGAGUGUCUACGCCGAGUGGAUAUUAACAUCCUAGUCAAACUCUCGUCCGACAUCGAGACAUGGGGUCCAAUCGUCGACGCUGAGAUAAAUAACUCCACGGAGCCUUUCCUCCCAUUACAUCCGAAGGACAUUUUGGAGAACGACAACUUCAACGCAGUACCGCUGAUCGUUGGCUACACGAACAACGAGCAAGCUCUAGCAUACAUAGAGACUACUGGUGGCCCGAAUUCGGAAGGCAAGCUCUCCCCGGAAAGCUUCGAGACGAUGAUCACGGACGAGUUUUUGUCAGCGGUGCAAGCUUCUGACGAGAACAGCACCUGCGAAGUGAAGCCCGAGUUAGUAGCGAAUGCGGUAUUGUUUUUCUACAAACCAUAUCCACCGACGACCAACAUGACGAUACUCCGCGACAGAUACCUGGAUUUGCAAACAGAAAAGAAUUACGCAGCCGGUCUGACAUUGCUAGCCGGCAAAGUAGCAAAGCGCAAAGCGUCGGCCUUCGUCUAUCGAUUUGACUAUCGUCCAAGAACACAACCAAUAACGAAGGAUGUACCGGAAUGGGCCGGUGUGCCACACAUGUUCGAGCUACCGUUCACCUGGGGUCUACCGCAUUUGAUGAGCGGCACAACGCAAUGGAAUUUCGCCGACAAGAAGAUGUCCGACGUGAUAAUGGCGAUGCUAGCAACCUUCGCCAAGACAGGCGACCCGUCCUUGAAUAAUCAGAUCAAAUGGGAACCCUUCACGGAGAAAAAUCCUGGAAUCCUACUCAUCGACAAAAACAUUGACAUGAACCAACCAGACGAGGUGGAUUAUAGGGCAUUUGCAUUCUGGAACGAGUAUUAUCCACAGAUCCUCGAGGAAGCAACGAGCUAUUGUUGCAAUGUCACCAGUACGGCGGCCACAUGGAAGAUAUUCUCUUGUGGCGUAUGUCUCGGCAGCGUAAUGGCUACGAUAGCGUUACAACAUCUUCGAUUUUAGCCGCAGGAUCGCAGUGUGAAAUACAAAUACUGAAUUAUAAA